Molecule: messenger RNA, 2937 nt
Organism: Leptopilina heterotoma
Lineage: Eukaryota; Metazoa; Arthropoda; Insecta; Hymenoptera; Figitidae
Product: ecto-NOX disulfide-thiol exchanger 2
Exons: 10
Coding region: 106-2436 (776 amino acids)
Biological process (GO): ultradian rhythm
Cellular component (GO): external side of plasma membrane; plasma membrane
Molecular function (GO): protein-disulfide reductase activity; RNA binding
Source: RefSeq, a predicted model, not a curated record
ACUGAUUGUCAUAUUGACGUAGUUGACAUAUCAUAAAUGUAAAUGCAAUUGCGCCCUGCAUAUGCACUAAAUUGAAGUAAUAUUACAGCAUCUAAAAAGUGAAAGAUGGCCUACAAUUUUCCUGGAAUGCCUGCAACACCUAUGCCACCAAUGGGAAUGGGUGCAAUGGGACCUCUAGGACCAAUUCCUGGUCCACAGAGUUUCAUGGAAUUAGCUAGUCAAGGAUUUCCUCCCCUGCCACCAAUACCUUUGCCAGGUAUGAAUGAUUCGCCACUGGAAUUCAGCACAAAUAAAAAUCAACCUCCAAUCGUUCGCGAAAGCACCGAUGACAGUAAUGAGAGAAGAAACGAAAAAAAUGAUAAUCGCAAGGAACGUGAAGCAAGGGAAAAUCGAGAUAAUCGUGACAAUAGAAGAUCGCGAGGAGAUCGAAAUGAUCGACGUGAAAGAGAUCGCGAAAGAAGGGACGAAAGAAACGAGCGCGAUAGAAGAGAUGAAAGACGAACAAACGAGGAGAGAAAUAAUGCAAAUGUCACAAGUAAUAGUGCACAACAUGUAAAUUCAAAUGGAAAUGAAGUUCAAGGACAACACACAGCAACAAGUAGCGCAACAACAAUUGGAGCUCAAAUUGAACCAUCGACAAGUGUUUGGAGUAUGGGUGUUGGUUAUCCAAUGAUGGGAAUGGGUCCAAUUGGUCCAAUGGGCCCAAUGAUGAGCGAAAUGGCACUUGGACCACAUAUGGGACACGCUCACGGUUAUGGACCAAUGGGCAUGAGCAUGAUGUCCCACGAGGGUGCCAUUAUGAGUGCACAAAUGCUUGGACCAGAACAAAUAAUAACCGAUACUGCGGCUCAAUUAAUAUCCAGCGCAUUGCCACCGCCACCUUCACCUUUAACUCAAAAUGCCAAAGAAAUUAUUCAUUGCAAAAGUUGCACAUUAUUCCCACCCAAUCCUAAUGCACCGCCACCGACCACAAGAGAAAGACCGCCAGGUUGUCGCACAAUUUUCGUUGGUGGACUGCCGGAAAACAUAUCGGAGACAAUCAUACAAGAAAUAUUUGAACGUUGCGGAGAAAUAACAACAUUGCGAUUGUCGAAGAAAAAUUUUUGUCAUAUACGCUUUGUUUUGGAAGCCAGUGUCGAUGCAGCGAUAUAUCUUUCUGGUUAUAGGGUCAGAAUAGGAUCAAAUGGUGAUGCUGCCAAUACAGGUAGACUUCAUGUGGACUUUGCUCAGGCAAGAGACGAUCAGUACGAAUGGGAAUGCAGACAAAGGCAAUUGCAAAGGGAACAACGUCACCGAGAACGGGUCGAAAAAGAAAGACAAAGACCACCUUCCAGUCCACCUCCAGUUGUACAUUACACCGAUCAUGAGGCUUCAAAUGUCUGCGAAAAAAUUAAGCAAGACGAUACAUUCAUGAAAGCCGUACAGGUUGUGGUCACCUGGCUAGAACGUGGCGAUUGUACAAAACGAAAUGCAAACACAUUUUAUUCAAUGAUUCAAUCGACAAAUUCACAUGUUCGCCGAUUACUUUCGGAAAAGGCACUGUAUGAAGAGGAAUUACAAAAGGCAAAGGAACUUAUGAAGGGAAGAAUGCAAGGACUUCUAAUACAGUUCAGUCAAAUCGAACGAGUUUUUACUGCUGCCAGCCACAAGAAAGUUUGGGAUCACUUCACCAAGGCACAACGGAAGAACAUUGAAAUGUGGAAGAAACAAUCAUCGGAAAUAAAAGCAGUUCAAUUGGAAGAAGCUCUCAUGGAAGGCGAAGGAGAAAUGGAAGUCUCGGAUUCCGAGGAUGAACCACAACGAAAAAAACAGAAAAACUUAACAGACAAUCAUGAGGACAUGGAAAGAGUGCAAAUACUAAAAGAAGAAAAUGACAGUUUGAGAUGUCAACUAGAAGCGUACAAAAACGAGGUUGAUCUACUGAAAUCAGAAACUAAAAAUGAAAUGGACGGGAAGGAAAAACAAAUGAAAAUGUUACAACAAACUCUAAAGGGAAUGCAAGAACAAUUAAUGCAAUCGAGAAAGCAACAAGCACAAGACGAUCAAAAAAUAAAGGAUCUCACGUUAAAAUUGAAUGCCACCAAAAAAGAAGAACCGUCUGAAAAUGAGGUAAUAACUCUAGAUAAAGAUGACGAUGUAAAUGAGGAGUCAAAAACACCAAAGCAUCUAUCAACAAUCGGAUCGAUUCAGAUUACACAAAAAGAUGCUAAACUAAUAGGACUUAUAGCAACAUUUUUACAUAUCCAUCCAUUCGGUGCUAGUGUCGAUUACAUUUGGUCGUAUUUACAAAAAAUGGAACCCGGCUUACGACCGAACGAAGUGGAAUUAUUAAUGCAAAGAUUUCCACAAGUAUUUAAACAAGAAUUAUCAGGAAUUGGUGCAAAUAUGGAAAGGCGUUGGCAAUUCUCAGGUUUCAAUGCCUAUCGAAUUCACUAGUUAACAAAAAUGGAGAGGGGAAAAAAAAGAACAAAAUAAUAUACAUAAAACAUAAACAAAAACACCAAACGAUUAUGAUCCCGAAAAGUUGAUCUCUAGGGAUAUUUAUUUCAACAUUGAAAAUUAUAGUUUGCCAUAUUAGUAUUUAAGGUAUGCAUGUGUUUAAUAUAAAAGACACUAAAAUUGUCUUUUAAAAAUGAUAUUGUGAUUUGUGUGAUGAAAAUGAUGAAAAGAAAGCGUCAUUCUAGUCCGCACUAUUAGACGAGUGGUUUAGUAUGAUUUUUCCAAUUAAUAAAAAUAUAAUAAUAAUAAUGCAAAAGAAACACUUAUUAAAAACUAAGAAAAAUUGAUACUUAGUUAUAUUGUAAAUUUUAAACAAGUAUUAUUGCAAUGACGCUCCUUAUACUUAAAUUUACAAAUCGUAUAAAAAAUGAGUUGAAAUUUAAAACAAAGAAAUAUAUAUAUAUAAACGCUAAAAAAUAUAUAUUUAUCAUUUAUGUU